CCUUCGGGUCAAGAGGUAAUUUCCUGUGGUCAAGUGGUCAAGCACAUGAGACUCUUCCACCAUGGGUUUCUCGGCGGCUGCAGCCCGGGCUCUCCGGCUCCAUGCGUUCUGUCCCCGGACACCUUCUGCUGCCCGGCCCAGUGCGGAGCUACGAUUCCGGGGCUCUGCAGGCAGGACCCCCCAGGCUGUCACAGAGGCCAGGAAGUCGAAGAGCAUCGAUGAUCUGCCUGGCCCCAGUUUACCCACCACUCUGUACUGGUUAUUCAUCAAAGGAUACGCGGACAGAAGCCACUUACUGCAGGAUGUGCAGAAGAGCCUGUUCGGGCCCAUCUGGCGCUCCCAGUUCGGUCCGUUCGACAUCGUGAACGUGGCAUCGCCAGAGCUGAUUGCCGAGGUGAUUCAGCAGGAGGGCCAGUUCCCACUGAGGUGCGAGCUGCCACACUGGAAGGAGUACCGGGACCUCAGGGGCCAGGCCUACGGGCUGCACGUCGAAACCGGGCCGGAGUGGUACAGAAUCCGCGCAGCCCUGAACCCGAAGCUACUGAAGCUGCAAGAGGUGUCGGCCUACAGACCGAUCAUCCACCAGGUAGUGGGAGAUCUGCUGGGGCGCAUCCAGCUUCUCCGGAGGCGGAGCGAGGACGGCAACACGGUCUCAGACCUGACCAACGAGCUCUACAAGUUCGGCUUCGAAGGUAUCUCCGCCAUCUUGUUUGAGACCCGGUUGGGCUGCCUGCAGGAGGAUAUCCCCCCCGACACGCUGCGCUUCAUCACGGCCGCCAACGACAUGCUGACGCUGUCCGAGACCGUGGUGCUCUUCCCCCGCUGGAGCCGCGGCGUGCUGCCCUUCUGGAGGCGCUUCGUGCAGGCCUGGGACGAUCUCUAUGACGUAGCCCGGACCCUCAUCGACAGGAAGAUCUGUGAGAUGGAGGCUCAGGUGAGCCGCGGCGAGACGUUGGAGGGUUUGUACCUCACCUACCUGCUGUCCUCCGACAAGCUGAGCAGGAGCGAGCUUUACACCAGCGUCACCGAGCUGCUGCUGGGGGGGGUCGACACGACAUCCAACACUUUGUCGUGGGCGCUGUACCACCUGGCGAGGGACGGGGCGGCUCAGGAGCGUCUGUACAGAGAGGUGAUAUCCGUAUGUCCGGACCACCGGGAGCCGAACUCCGACGACCUGAGCCGGAUGCCGUUCCUGAAGGCCGUCAUCAAGGAGACGCUGCGCCUCUAUCCCGUGGUCCCUGGAAACGGACGCUUCAUUUCUGAGGACGAGGUGGUGGUGGGGAACUACUGGUUCCCAAAGAAGACGCAGUUCCACCUGUGCCACUACUCCGCCUGCCACGAUGAAGCACAGUUUGAAGAAGCAGAGCUCUUCAAGCCGGAGCGCUGGCUGCGAGGCGAAGCGUCCCGAGGCAGAGCGGCGCCCAGCUGCUACAAGCACCACCCGUACAGCUUCAUCCCGUUCGGGGUGGGGGUGCGAGGCUGCGUGGGGAAGAGGGUGGCGGAGAUGGAGAUGUUCAUCGCUCUGUCCAGGAUGAUGCAGAACUUUGAGGUGCAGCCACAGCACGGUGCACCGGUGGUGGAGCCCAAAACUCGAACCCUGCUCAUCCCCGGGAAGCCCAUCAACCUGCGCUUCCUGCCGCGAGCCUGAGGGACUGAGGGACUUCUGCAGGCUGCCAACAAUUCAAAGUGUGCAACACAAGUCAAACUGCAUGUGUCUUCAUGCACAGGAUGAGCUGCACAGGUCUACAGAUAUCUAAAAUAAGAAUAAGAGCAUAGAAUAGCUAUUUUCCAGAUGAAUUACAGGAGAUUUCUGGUGUUUGGUGACCUGGUAAUCAUUUGAGGCUUUUACUGGAAUUACAGCCAGCUAACCACUGUGACUUCAAUGCAGGAGGAAUCAAUCUUCAGUUCUGAUAUCCUCAAAGCCUUGCAUAGCAUAGCAUAGCAUAGCAUAGCAUAGCAUAGCAUAGCAUAGCAUAGCAUAGCAUAGCAUAGCAUAGCAGUUAAACUAAUUUCACAUCCAAUAAAAUGUUUGCUUUUUAAUUUUAAGAAGAGACCUGGAAGGAGAAGAGGGAAAUCAACAAGGAGGCGAUGAAGGAAAGGAGGAAUGAGGAAGUGGAAAAGAGGCAGUGUCUGAACCAAAUCUGGAAUACUCUGUGUUGUUACCGUGUAGAUAUUUGCUUUAAGUGCUUUUCACAAAUAAAAAUGUAUAUAUUAUCAAUGCA
Messenger RNA from Eleginops maclovinus (Patagonian blennie), 2222 nucleotides. Its product is annotated as sterol 26-hydroxylase, mitochondrial. Gene Ontology annotation, cellular component: mitochondrial inner membrane. The transcript has 10 exons. Bases 62 to 1648 code for a protein of 528 amino acids. Gene Ontology annotation, molecular function: iron ion binding; oxidoreductase activity, acting on paired donors, with incorporation or reduction of molecular oxygen; heme binding. NCBI's taxonomy places the organism in Eukaryota, Metazoa, Chordata, Actinopteri, Perciformes, Eleginopidae. The record is from RefSeq and is a predicted model, not a curated record. Gene Ontology annotation, biological process: cholesterol metabolic process; cortisol metabolic process; cellular response to peptide hormone stimulus.